AUGAAUCUGUCAUCACGUCUGAAUUGUAUUAAACAGUUUCAAUUGAAACGUUUAUCACAUAUUAUUGAUCAUUCAUUAUUAUAUACUACGUCUGCAGCAUGUCAGCAUCAACAACAACAACCUAUUCUUCAAUUAAAUACUUCUAAUAUUCAACCAACUUCAAGAUUAAUAAAAAACUUAAUAGAAAAUAAUAGACCAUUUCAAAAAUGGUUCAACAGUAUUCUACGUUCAUUCUCAAUGACACAGAAAGAAUUUCUAAUGAUGUCAUCAAUAAAAAGUGAUCCGCGUAAUUUUCCACCCGAACCUGGAGUUGGAAAAAACACUUUAUCUGAUAAUGAAAGUUCAUCGACAAAUAAUGAUGAUCCAAAUAAAGAGCAACAACCACCAACAGGUCCUCCUCCAAUAAAUCCGCGAAUAAUACUUACCAUUUUUCUCGUAUCUAUGAUCUUAACCUUUUUUACUUCAAGCCGAGAUAAACAAAAUGGAGCGAAUGGUCUCAGUCAAGGUUAUAUAUCCUGGAAUGAAUUUGUUCAAGAUAUGCUAUCGAAAGGAGAGGUCGAAGAAGUUGUUAUUCAUAUCGAAGAAGAACUUGCUUAUGUAAAACUACAUCCACAACCUGUUGUAAAAGGACGAAAACUUUUCGAUCGAGAUACAUUUGUUAUGAAAAUAAGUAAUGUUGAUAAAUUUGAAGAAAAACUACGAAAAGUUGAAGCAGAUCUAAAUAUUGAUCCAACAAGUCGAAUACUAGUCAGUUAUACACGAAAUAGCCAAUGGCCAAUGGUUAUAUUUUUUCUUUCAACUCUUGUACUCAUCUUUGCUUUUCUCAAAUCUCGUGUUAAAAUGAGUUUUGCCAAUCCAAUGGACAUGAUGACGAAAGCAAAAUUUACUAUGGUUGAUCCGCAUAUAAAAGUAACUAUACCCAAAAUCACAUUUCGCGAUGUUGCUGGUAUGCGAGAAGCUAAACAAGAAGUUAUGGAAUUUGUUGAAUAUAUGAAAUCACCACAAAAAUUUGUUGAUUUAGGAGCAAAAGUUCCUAAGGGUGCUUUACUUCUCGGUCCACCAGGUAUUGGUAAGACAUUACUAGCUAAAGCAGUUGCUGCUGAAGCUGGUGUGCCGUUUCUUUACAUGGCCGGAUCAGAAUUUGUUGAAGUCAUUGGCGGUCUUGGUGCUGCUCGUGUUCGAGAUUUAUUUCGAGAAGCUCAUAAACGAUCUCCAUGUAUUAUUUACAUCGAUGAAAUUGAUGCAAUUGGCAAAAAACGACGUGGCGAAAAUAAAUCAAGUUAUAUGACUAGUAGUGAAGAAGAGCAUACAUUAAAUCAAUUGUUAGUUGAGAUGGAUGGUCUUGAAUCAAAAACAAAUGUAAUUAUGCUUGCAUCAACCAAUCGGCCAGAUGUUCUUGAUAAAGCAUUACUUCGCCCGGGCCGUUUCGAUCGACAUAUACUCAUCGACUAUCCAACAUUACCUGAACGUGUGGAAAUCUUAGAUGUUUAUUUAAAAAAGCUUAAACUAGAAAAAGAUAUUAAAUUCUAUUCAGGACGUUUAGCACAAUUAACACCUGGAAUGAGCGGAGCUGAUUUAGCGAAUAUAUGUAAUGAAGCUGCAUUAUAUGCUGCACGUGAAGGGAAAAAAGUGAUUGAUCGAACUGACUUUGAAAUAGCUGUUGAACGUGUACUUGCCGGUGCAGCUAAAAGAGACAAUACAAUGGCACCAGCAGAAAAACGUACAGUCGCUUUUCACGAAAGUGGCCAUGUUAUCGCUGGUUGGUUCUUAAAGACAACAUGCUUGCCAUUAAAAGUGACGAUUGUACCAAGAACUGGACCAGCCCUUGGCUUUGCACAAUAUAUGCCGAAAGAUAGAAAAUUAUUGCACGAAGAUGACUUCGAUGAAGAUUUAUGUGUAAUGUUAGGCGGACGAGUCGCUGAACAAGUUGUAUUUAAUACAGUAUCGACAGGUGCUCAAGAUGAUUUAAGAAGAGCUACGAAAUUAGCGUAUGCUCAAAUAAAACAAUAUGGUAUGAGUAAAACCAUUGGCUUAAUUUCUUUUCCUGCUGAUCAACAAAAUCCACAAAAUGAUGAUUUUGGAGUUAAGCCAUAUAGUAAACGAUUACAACGCAUGAUGGAUGAGGAAGCACAACAACGUCUUGCUAAUGCCUUUAAACGCACAGAGAAAUUAAUGACCGAAAAUCGAGCAAAACUUAAUAUCUUAGCAGAACAAUUAUUGGCACGUGAAACACUUAACUAUGAUGAUAUUGUUCAACUCAUUGGUCCUUCACCUUAUCCUAAUAAACAAAAAUUAGAUAUUAUCGAAUGGAAUGAUUCAGUUUCAACACUAAAAUCUUCGACGACUCCACCAUCAUCUGAACCAUCAAGUGGCACAGGCAAAGAUACAGCAGGUGAAAGCCCAUCAUCUUCACAACAGAAUUCUCAUUUCACAUCGUGA
Molecule: messenger RNA, 2439 nt
Organism: Rotaria socialis
Lineage: Eukaryota; Metazoa; Rotifera; Eurotatoria; Philodinida; Philodinidae
Source: the annotation of a GenBank genome assembly